AUGCCAAUCGAAAUUGAAGAUACUGAAAACUCCAUUAUUCAAAUGCUUAUAUCUGACUAUGUUAGACAAUCCCUUGAUUAUACCAUCAAAGUGGUCUUUCUGCAUAUAAAUUCUUGGUUCAAGCAUCUUAAAUCAACAAUUUAUCCUCAAGAAUCGAUUAUUUUCGUAAUUAGACAAAUCGAAAUUAUAGAUAAUGAAUUUUAUGUUUAUGCUAAUGACAUUAAUUACAUUGAUAUCAAUUUUUUCACAAAAAAAAAAGAAGCUACCAGCACUGAACUAUCUUCAACAAACCCUAUGCGAUUCAAACUUAUACAUAUUUAUACAACCUUACUAAAAUGCAAAAGAUCACAAGAAACCUUUGAAUCAGAAAAAAAUACUGAUUCUGUUAAUACCAUUGAUGAUAAUGAUAAUAAUGAAGAUCAAGAAACAGAAAAUCAACAAGAAACAAAUGAUCAAGAAACAGACGAUCAACAAGAAACAGACAAACAAAAUACAGAUAAUCAACAAGAUACAGAAAAUUCUACUCAAACAAAUAAAGAAGAUUCUUGGGAAAGAUAUAAAUACCAUAAUAGGGAUUAG
Molecule: messenger RNA, 579 nt
Organism: Cetraspora pellucida
Lineage: Eukaryota; Fungi; Glomeromycota; Glomeromycetes; Diversisporales; Gigasporaceae
Source: the annotation of a GenBank genome assembly